AAGCUAAUUCAGCUCCCAGGAUGUGUUCAGGUUUCCCUCCCCGCCUGACCCUCAGCCCUGCCUGUUUGAUGGGGACCCAAGAAAAGAUAUUUAACACGCAAAAUGACGCUGGUGUCAUUAACUCUUUCAAGCCUGUUUUCUUUGUCUCAGAGCAUGGCGAGGGGGGGUGGCUGGGUGGAAGGGCAGCCACUGUCAGGGUCACCCCUCGUCCAGAGACUGUUUGGCAGUGCAGGCAGCAGUGCAGGCAGCAGUGCAGGCAGCAGUGCAGGCAGUGCAGGCAGCAGGCAGGCCUGCCACAGGGUGCAUGCGCUACCCGGAGGCGUGGCAGCUGUUUCCGCUGUCAUCCCUGCCUGCUGCCUAGGGGAAAAGUUUUUCCUCCGGGCAGGCUGCCCGACCAGCCCGAAGGCUGUCGGAGGCUCCUCGGCAGGCAACCACAGGCAGCAGGAGCAGGUCUAUGAGGACUACGACUGCACCCUGAACCAGACCAACAUCAGUGCCAACAACAACAAGUUCUACAUCAUCCAGCUGCUUGAGCACGAUGGUGCCUACAGUGUCUGGAGCCGCUGGGGCCGUGUGGGGGAAGUGGGCCAGUCCAAGCUCAUGCCCUGCACCUCCCUGGAGGCUGCCAAGAAGGACUUUGAGAAGAAGUUUCGGGAGAAGACCAAGAACAGCUGGGCCUCAAAGGAAAACUUCGUUGCCCAGCCAGGGAAGUACACACUCAUCGAGGUGCAGCCAGGGGCUGGGCAGGAGGUGGAGGUUGCCCUCAGGGGGCUGGGCUCUCCCUAUCAGGCAGCUCCCACAGCCUCUCCCAGGCUCACAGGUGAUGCUGGGGAUCUGCAGGUGGAUAGUGUGGAUGGGGACAAAGUCUGCAAGCAGCGGGUGCUGCCCUGCACCUUGGACAAGGACACACAGGAGCUGGUGUCCCUCAUCUUCAGCAGUGACAUGUUCCGGGACGCCAUGCAGACCAUGAAUAUCGACGUGAAGAAGAUGCCUCUGGGGAAGCUGAGCAAGCAGCAGAUCGCAAGGGGCUUUGAGGCACUGGAGGAGCUGGAGGCGGCGCUGCAGGAGCAGCCCCCCCAGGCCUCUCACCUGGAGGAGCUCUCCUCCCGCUUUUACACCAUCGUCCCCCACAACUUUGGGCGGGCACGGCCACCCCCCAUCAACUCCCCUGACCUGCUCCGUGCCAAGAAGGACAUGCUGCUGGUGCUGGCCGACAUUGAGGUGGCACAGAGCCUGCAGGCACAGAAAGUGAAGGAGGAGGAGGAGGAGAAAGAAGUCCCCCAUCCGCUGGAUCAGGAUUAUGCCCUGCUCUGCUGCCAGCUCUCCCUGCUGGACUCAUCUUCCCGGGAAUAUCAGCUGAUCCAAAACUACGUGACACAGACUGGGCACAACCUCCGCAUCCUCAACAUCUGGCAGGUGGCCCGAGCUGGUGAGGAUGAGCGCUUCAAAGCCCACGACCUCCUGGAGCACCGGCGCCUGCUUUGGCACGGCACCAACGUGGCGGUGGUGGCGGCCAUCCUGAAGAGCGGGCUGCGCAUCAUGCCACACUCAGGAGGGCGUGUGGGCAAGGGCAUCUACUUUGCCUCUGAGAACAGCAAAUCAGCCUGCUACGUGGGCUGCACAUCCAAGAAAGUUGGCAUCAUGUUCCUGACGGAGGUGGCUCUGGGCAAGCCCUACCGCAUCACCAGUGAUAACCCCUCUCUGUGUCAGCCACCUGCUGGCUAUGACAGUGUCCUGGCCUGUGGCCAGACAGAGCCAGACCCUGCACAGGAUGAGGAGGUGCUGCUGGAUGGCAAGAAGGUGCUGGUGUGCCAAGGCAAGCCCAUCCCCAUGCCUGCCUACAAGAACUCCUCCUUCAGGCAGAGCGAGUACCUCAUCUACCAGGAAAGCCAGUGCCGGAUCCGCUACCUUGUCCAGCUCCGCUUCUGAGGGUGCCCGGGAAUCCUGUGGCCCUGGCCCAGCACCAGCUGAUGAUGCCCACCAGCCCAGAGGACAGUGAUCUGUACUCUGGCCACCCCACCUGGGGCUUGGCAAGGAACAGGCUGGUGUGGGGACAGAGCUUGCUUUGAGGUGAAUAAAAGCACCAUGCCUUGUACUGAACGGUGCUUGCGCUUUCCUGCCCUCGGCAAGGUGCAUGUGGUGUAGGGAACAGCGGGGGUGAGUCCCUGAAGGGAUGGCAGUGGAUGACUCUGGAGGGGCAACAGCCUUCAGAGACAAAAUCUAGUGGCUUUGAGAGCCAGCUGCCCUUGUCACUUUAGCAAGGCACACAGCUCAUGCCCAUCACUGUGGCAUCAGAGCUAUAAAGGAUGAGCAAGAUCUACUUCCCUGCCUGGGCAUGGAGGAACAUCCUGAGGGUGAGUGCCUGCCCUGACUCUAGUGCCAUUCUUGGUGCUGUGCCUGCUGCCCUGCCCCAGCCUGGCAGCCAUGCCCAGCCCCUUUCCAUGCUCACUUGUGCCAGAGAAGGGCAACUCCCAGCUGUGUUACCCUGAUGCCCCAUGAGCAUCCAUGUGCCAGUGGAGAGGAGUUGCUGCAGACCUGCCUGUGGCUCUGAUCCUCAAGCCCUGGUGACCUGGGGGCCGAGCUGUUCUUGUGGAAGGACCAGGCUUGGUGCAGCGG
Molecule: messenger RNA, 2616 nt
Organism: Neopelma chrysocephalum (saffron-crested tyrant-manakin)
Lineage: Eukaryota; Metazoa; Chordata; Aves; Passeriformes; Pipridae
Gene: PARP3
Product: poly(ADP-ribose) polymerase family member 3
Exons: 10
Coding region: 103-1929 (608 amino acids)
Cellular component (GO): site of double-strand break
Molecular function (GO): NAD+ poly-ADP-ribosyltransferase activity
Source: RefSeq, a predicted model, not a curated record